AUGCGGUUCCGUAUUCCAUCUCCUGUGCUUCCCUCUCCUGGCCUUUCCUCCGCUUCCCUCUCCUGUUCUUUUCAUCUGAUUCCCUUAUUCGCAAUGCUCACCUUUGCACUCGCUGUGCCAGCUCUCGCUGACGUCACACCCACUGAAGCCACGCCUGCUGCUGACGUCACAGCCGCCAGCACUACCACUCACUCACAGCGCGCCACUGCACCUCGCAAGCUGCUGCUGCUGCCUGCCUCCAAUCCCAGGCAGCUCAAGGGAGUAGCUUCAAAGAAUUGCACUGGUGGCGGCAGCUGUGGCGGCGGCAGCAGCGGUGGCAGCAGCGGCGGCGGCAGCAGUGGAAUGGACAAGGCAGCAAUUCUCGAGGAGCACAAUAAGGCGCGGCGGGCAGUGGGUGUGGCGGACCUCUCAUGGGACGACAAUGUAGCAGCAGCAGCGAAGCAGUGGGCAGAUGAGCUCGCCUCCAGCGGAUGCAAAAUGAAGCACGGAGCGGCAAAGGGGCUUGGGCAGAACCUGUACUGGAAGCGCCCUGCGCAGCUGAACAGUGGUGAGGACCGGGCGGCGGUGCGGGCGUGGGUGGCGGAGAAGGCGGACUGGACGUACAGUGCCGUGCCUAAUGGGUGUGCGGGCGGCAAGCAGUGUGGGCACUACACGCAGGUGGUGUGGCGGGGUACCCAGCGUGUCGGGUGCGCUGCUGCCCAGUGUGCGGAUGGGGGGGGCAUGUGGGUUUGCGACUACUCGCCGCAGGGCAAUAUGGUUGGGUCGGCUCCGUAUUAG
Messenger RNA from Closterium sp. Naga37s-1, 777 nucleotides. Lineage: Eukaryota; Viridiplantae; Streptophyta; Zygnematophyceae; Desmidiales; Closteriaceae. The record is from the annotation of a GenBank genome assembly.